CGCACCAAACUCAAAACUCAAAACUCCAUGGCCAUGGCUGUCUCAAGGAAGCCAGAACACAAGAUCCCCAACCCUACCAAUUCCACAUCGAUUCCGCCGGCCGCCUGGCUGGCCCUGGUGGCUGCCGCCGUGAAGCUCCUCCUCUUCCCGGCCUACCGGAGCACCGACUUCGAGGUCCAUCGCCACUGGCUGGCCCUCACCCACUCCCUCCCCCUCUCUCACUGGUACUCGGACCAGUCCUCCCCAUGGACCCUCGACUACCCCCCUUUCUUUGCCCACUUCGAACUCUUCCUCUCCCACUUCGCCCGCCUCGUCGACCCCACCAUCGUUCACCUCCGCCGCGGCCUCGACUUCUCCUCCCCUUCCCUCACCCUCUUCCACCGCCUCACCGUCGUCGCCUCCGAUACCCUCCUCUUCUACGCCCUCCAUCGAUUUACGCGCAAUUUAACACCGACAAAGCGGUUUCUGAUCUGGGUCUUGGUCCUUUCAGCGCCGGGGCUGGUGAUUGUGGACCACGUGCACUUUCAGUACAAUGGGUUCUUGCUAGGGAUCUUGAUGCUCUCGCUGUCAUGGUUGGAGGACGGGAGGGACUUGAUGGGCGGGUUUGUGUUCGCCGUUUUGCUGUGCUUUAAGCACUUGUUUGCCGUGGCGGCGCCGGUUUAUUUCGUGUAUCUGUUGCGGCAUUAUUGCCGGGGAGGGCUGGGUAGAGGCCUCAGGCGGCUGGUGCUGAUGGGGACGGUGGUUGUGGCUGUUUUCACGGCGGCGUAUGGGCCGUUUGUGUAUUAUGGACAGAUCCAGCAAGUUCUUCGCCGCAUGUUUCCUUUUGGUAGGGGGCUCUGCCAUGCCUAUUGGGCUCCAAAUUUCUGGGUUUUCUAUAUACUCUUAGAUAAAGGGCUCGCUUUUGUGUUUGCUAAACUGGGAUUCAGCAUCCAAGUGCCGACAGCUUCGUUUACUGGUGGACUAGUGGGGGAUUCAUCUCCUUUUGCUGUUCUGCCUAGGGUCACUCCCUUGACUACCUUUGUCUUGGUCCUGCUUGCACUGUUCCCUUGUCUUAUUAAGACCUGGAGAGAUCCUAAACCCAGGAUGGUCACUAGAUGGGUUGUGUAUGCAUAUACAUGUGGCUUUUUCUUUGGCUGGCAUGUCCACGAGAAGGCAUCUCUACAUUUUGUGAUCCCUCUUGCUAUUGUUGCAUUACAGAGCGUGGAGGAUGCAAAGCAUUACUUUUUGUUGUCAAUAGUGUCCUCCUACUCUCUUUUCCCUCUUCUAUUUGAGGCACAAGAGUACCCAAUAAAAGUGCUGCUGUUGCUUUUGCAUUCCACUCUUAUGUGGUUUGGAUUCUCAUCACAAUUCUCCCAGGCUCGAUCAGCAAAAGCCAAAGCUCCUCAGCAUAAGAAAGGCGAUAAUGUUGAUUCAAAAGAAGCUUCAAGUAUUGCCACUCAGAAAGGAGAGUUUGCCAUUGGAUGGUUGGGGAAGACUUACCUGUUUGGUGUUUUGGCAGUCGAAACCUGGACACAGCUUCUGCAUCCAAUCCUUCUAGGUAACAGGCUUCCCUUCCUACCUCUCAUGAUGAUCUCUGUUUACUGCGCAUUUGGAAUGAUGUACUCUUGGAUUUGGCAACUAACACGGAUCGUUAGGUCUUCUUGAUCCAUAGAUUACUUGGAGCAAGUAUCACAUGGCACAUCCAAUGAUAGAUCCUUUAACACACACUGUAUGGAAAAACGUUUGAACAACAAUUCAUUGUUUAUUAUAUUGAAUUUUGCUUAACAUUAAUUGAGAAUUUGAGACAAAAUCUGGGAAUUCCUGGAAAGCUUUUAGUGUGAUGAACUAACUAUGUUGGCUGCUGAACACGAACUGUUUUACUUGGAAUCUGUGUUUGACAAGAAACGACAUAGUGUUCUGUGUAUGUAGUCUUUUGGAUCAAUAGUAACCAGAGACAGUUGAAGAAGAUACUCAUUCACGUAUGUUUCUACUUGAAAAGCUAGUUUAAACUUCAUUGAAAAGCUCAACUCUUGUAUCUCUGUUUUAUGCUUUUGAUAAUUCAACAUAAAAAGACUGUUGAC
Diospyros lotus (date-plum) is the source of this 2060-nucleotide messenger RNA. Its product is annotated as probable dolichyl pyrophosphate Glc1Man9GlcNAc2 alpha-1,3-glucosyltransferase. The transcript has 4 exons. Bases 28 to 1644 code for a protein of 538 amino acids. Gene Ontology annotation, molecular function: dolichyl pyrophosphate Glc1Man9GlcNAc2 alpha-1,3-glucosyltransferase activity. Gene Ontology annotation, biological process: protein N-linked glycosylation. The record is from RefSeq and is a predicted model, not a curated record. Gene Ontology annotation, cellular component: endoplasmic reticulum membrane. NCBI's taxonomy places the organism in Eukaryota, Viridiplantae, Streptophyta, Magnoliopsida, Ericales, Ebenaceae.